AUGGCCACAGAGAAUCCGGUGGCGCAGGUGUACGAGUACUUGAAGCAUGUGGUUGGUGCUGGUGGUAUGACGGGUGCCGUGCCAGCAGCGACGGUGCGGAAUUAUUUUGGCGCACUUGACGGGAAUCGUAUGUUUCACGGCGAAGGCGUUCUUUAUUCUGCAAUGGGCUUCCGCUACAAGGGGGAUUUUGUCCAUGGGAGCAUGGAGGGUCACGGCCAAAUCUCAUGGAACAAUGGCAUUUCUUAUCAGGGUGAUUUUUACAACAAUGCUCCUAAUGGGAGGGGUAUCUUCAUCUGGUCUAACGGCAACAGGUAUAUUGGAGAGGUGAAAAAUGGCGUGUGUCACGGCAACGGCGAGAUGGAGACGAAUCGCGGAGUAUAUUCUGGCGGCUGGGUCUCUGGUAAACGUCACGGCAUGGGACGUCAGACGUAUGCUGUUGAUUCUUUUUACGAAGGAGAGUGGGCCGAAGACAAACGCCAUGGCAGGGGCAAAUUGGUGUACCCCAACGGUGACGUGUACGACGGCAUGUGGGAAAAGGGUCGUCGACACGGCCUUGGAGUUAUGGGGUGGAAAUUUGGCACAAGACAUUAUGUAGAGGUAUAUGAGGGCCAGUGGAGUGAAGGUGCUCCUCAUGGUCAUGGGCGCUCCACUUACGUCCUGUAUUUAGACGCAGAUAAUACCCCGAAAGAUGUUGAUACCCCGUCUAAGUUUUCUCCUCCCGUUCUUUCAGUCGUGAACGUGUAUGAAGGUGAGUAUGUACAGGGAAUACGGCAUGGCUUUGGUGUCUUUUACUACGCAGACGGAAGCACCUACGAGGGCGAGUGGCAUCGCGGGAAUAAGGAGGGUCGUGGAAAGUGUACAACGAGCGUAGGGGCUUCGUAUUAUGGCGUCUUCCGGUGUAAUGAGGCUGAGGAACUUUUGAAGGAUUCGGAAAACGCCGGAACUCUGCCAACGGUUGCGGUAGCAGACUUCUUUGGCGUUUCAGAUAACUCGCUUGAAGAGGCCAAAUCGUCCAUACAUAUGCUAUUGUUACGUUUUAACAACAUGCUCAAGACUCUGUUUGACAGUUACAGUGGGAAGUUUGAGGACAUAAAACUCAUUACAACAAACCCCAAUUGGUGGCGGCACCGCUUUCCGGGUCAUUUAUGCAUCCCUCAGUACCUCCGUAUGCUGAACGACGCGCACGUUAUCAAUGGCUGUGUAAGCAUCCACGAUGUGAUGAAUUGCGUUUUGCUCACUAUUGAAAAAGAGCUGGAGUCUGAAAGGGAGGCAUCAUGUAAUUGGUGGAUUGAGAGGAAACGUGCACUGUAUCAUGCCAUUGUAAAUUUUGAGGGUUGCCUCAACUACCGACAAUUUGUAGAGUCUCUUGUGCGUCUCUCGACCAUUGCAUGUGUCGGCUUCAAAGCCACCGAACUUCCGAAGCGCUUUACGGCGCUAAUGGAGGGGCCACUCGCAAAGGAGCAUCUCACAAAUGAACCUUUGUGUCCCCUUACAAGACAGCAUGAGUCACUGCUGUUACCACUUCUUCCUUCUUUGGAGGCACUGUUUCUGCGAAUAGGAGCUGAAUCUAAUUUGCAGCCAUGCAGCACAGUUUCUGUCUUGCCUGUUCGUGAAUUUAUUGGCUUUUUUCGAGAUAUGUUUGUUGAACGUGGUAUCAGUUUAGUGGAUGUCUUGAAUUCUCUGUUUCCCUUUGAUCGAUUUAAGAUCCCAGGCGUUGUACCGGUUGCUAUCUGCCCGCCGCGUAACGCGCUGGGGUUUUCCAUGUAUGAAAAGAGCUGCGGGCCUCAAGAGGAGUUGGCGGCUGUCUUCGUGGCGUCAGAACGAAGAUUGACAUUUGUUGAAUUUGUGGAGGCGGUGUUGGGUGCCGUGCGCCUUGUCGGUGUGGUGGACGAGAAUGACGUGCUUGAGAAACUGCAGGAAAUCAUUGCAACAAAGUCCCCUUGA
Molecule: messenger RNA, 1944 nt
Organism: Trypanosoma cruzi
Lineage: Eukaryota; Euglenozoa; Kinetoplastea; Trypanosomatida; Trypanosomatidae
Exons: 1
Coding region: 1-1944 (647 amino acids)
Source: RefSeq, a predicted model, not a curated record